This is a messenger RNA of Acanthosepion pharaonis, 531 nucleotides long. Lineage: Eukaryota; Metazoa; Mollusca; Cephalopoda; Sepiida; Sepiidae. The record is from the annotation of a GenBank genome assembly.
AUGUCUCUUCUGUUUUUAGGAGUAGAUAUGUUACUCCAACCAGCCCUUUUUUGUUUCUCUUUCUUCUAUCUAUCUAUCUAUCUAUCUAUCUAUCUAAUAUUAAAAUUUCUUUCCACCUCUCUCUUUCCGUCUUUCUCCAUUUUCACCUCUCUCUCACUCUUUCCAUCUUUCUCUCUUUCCACCUCUCUCUUUCCAUCUUUCUCUUUUUUCACUUUUCUCUCUCCAUGUCUCUGUGAUUGCUCUCAUUAUACUAUCGAUCUAUCUAUCUAUCUAUCUAUCUAUCUAUCUAUCUAUCUAUCUAUCUCUGAUUAUAUUUAUCUAGCUAUCUAUCUAUUUCGAUAUGAUAAUAUCUAUCUAUCUAUCUAUCUAUCUAUCUAUCUAUCUAUCUAUCUCGGUCUGUUAAUAUCUAUCUAUUUGUCUCGUAUGAUUAUACAAUCUAUCUAUCUAUCUAUCUAUCUAUCUAUCUAUCUAUCUAUCUAUCUAUCUCGCAAGGCCAUAAAUUAUUUUAUCAUUAUCUAUCUAUCUACCUAA